Messenger RNA from Seriola aureovittata, 3607 nucleotides. RefSeq names its product SH3 and cysteine rich domain (gene stac). Gene Ontology annotation, molecular function: transmembrane transporter binding. Gene Ontology annotation, cellular component: extrinsic component of cytoplasmic side of plasma membrane. The transcript is spliced from 12 exons. The coding region runs from base 358 to 1728 and encodes 456 amino acids. The record is from RefSeq and is a predicted model, not a curated record. NCBI's taxonomy places the organism in Eukaryota, Metazoa, Chordata, Actinopteri, Carangiformes, Carangidae. Gene Ontology annotation, biological process: positive regulation of voltage-gated calcium channel activity; skeletal muscle contraction; positive regulation of protein localization to plasma membrane.
CGGCGCACAGCGUGGACUUGGAGAUGUCUUGGCAGGAUUACGCACGACGACAAGAUCAACGCGAAAGCCUCUUUUAGCCAGACAGGACACUUUCAAGCUGGACCGGACAGAUUUUUAACAAUUUUGGAAACACAAAUUUUGCAGCUUCCUCAAGACGUUUUUCUUAUCUUUUCCUGUGGGACUCUGAGCAGCAGCAGCAGCAGCAACAGCAGCAGCAGCAGCGGGUCUGGAUGACUUCUCCUUCUCUUAGACUCGGGUCACGGUGACUACAGAGGAAUGGGACCGAUGUAAACAGCUGGUGGGAGAAAACAAACUCUACAGAGCAACAGUUUUUCAGAGAUCACAGAAAGAGGGAGGAUGAUCCCGCCGGCCAAUAUGAUUCAGGACGAAAGUGGGGGCAAAGAGGACGAACGGGACCAGAAUGAGACACCAAAAUCCCCGACGGCAAACGCCAGCCAGCAGGAAACCAAGAAUACUGUGAGGCCUGAACAUCAAAAGCGCAAGUUUUCUUCAACUCUUUCUCUCUCUUUUCAGCUGCAGAAACUCAAACGCUCCUUGUCCUUCAAGACCAAAAGCAUCCGCAGCAAGAGCGCUGACAACUUCUUCCGAACCAGCAGUGACAACAAGACGGAGCUGCUCUCUGACGUUAGCAGCAGCACGGGCCAUCUCUGCAAUAUCGGGAUGGCCCCGCCGCACACCACCAACCUUCCCAUCCCUCCUGUCCCUCCGGCAAUCCCCUGUGCUCCUCCUCCCACAUCACGCUCCCAGUCACGCAACCCGCUGCAGGUAGACUCUGCGGGACACUGCUUUAUGGAGCACAUCUUCAAGAAGCCCACAUUCUGUGACGUCUGCAACCACAUGAUCGUAGGUACCACAGCCAAACAUGUGGUGUUCUUGGCGGGAAACACAGCAAAGCACGGCCUGCGUUGCAAAGCCUGCAAGAUGAGCCUCCACCACAAAUGUGAGAAUGGAGUGGGACAGCAGCGCUGCAUGGGAAAACUGCCAAAAGGCUUUCGGCGGUACUACAGCUCUCCAUUACUGAUCCAGGAACAGUAUGGCUGUAUCAAAGAAGUUAUGCCCAUUGCUUGUGGCAAUAAGGUGGACCCCGUGUAUGAGGCCUUGAGGUUUGGGACAUCCCUGGCACAAAAGGCCAAGAGGGCCAGUGGCUCUGAGUCUCCACACAGAAACUCGACCAGUGACUUGGAUAAGGUUCCAGAGGAGGUGGUGGCUCACAGCAGCAGGCAGGAGCUGUCGAGAAAACACAGUGAUGAUGUCUUCACAGUCAUUGAGAACGGGACGGAGCAUUACCACCAGCCAGAGGGAAAACCUGAUGAUUUGCCAUUGGAGCAGAGCCAACUACAGAAAGAAAUCCUCAAGCUCAACACAUAUGUGGCUUUGUACAAUUUCACUGCCCAAGAGAGCCAUGACCUGGAGAUGAGAGCAGGAGACAGGAUCUUAUUGGCUGACGACUCUAAUGAUGACUGGUGGAAGGGGGUAAUUGAGGACAGGAUUGGUUUCUUCCCAGCAGCCUUUGCUCAUCAGGUGCGGGUGGGGGACCAAGUGUUCAGGUGUAACAGGACGUUCAUCGGCUGUAAGGAACAAGGCCAGAUCACCCUGAAGGAGGGACAGAUCUGUGUAAGCAGUGAGGGCGAGCGCAGCGGCUUCAUCCGAGUGGCGUGUGGAAAGAAGAGAGGCUUUGUGCCCUGUGACGUCCUGGAAAUCAUCUGAGAGAAACACUCAGGGAGCCGAAGAGGGCGAGAGAGAGAGGGAAGAUGGGAUCAGCCGCCUGGAGGCCAGAGGAGGAGGAAACUGAACUGACAAAAUGGCUACGAGGCACCAGUGAGGGAGUUUUCUCUCUGAAGAAACUGGAGUUUGAACUUAAAGGUGAUGCUGGUUUUGUCACUGAGGACUCCACUUUGUUGCAGGUCAGAGUCUCUGUACCUUCCUCACUCCCUCUCAGCACAAGGAGAGAGAUGCUGAGAUGACUGUUUGUUGUUUGCAAGAUGACAGGAGAUCACUGUAUCACUGGAUUUGAUUUAAUUUAUAGAGCCUAUGUGUGUGUGUGUGUGUGUGUGUGUGUGUGUGUUUGUUUAUUUUUUUUCUCUCAGUUUUAUUCUGCUACAAGCUGUUUAUUUUCUGAAAGUGGGCUGGCUGUUUACGCCUGAGAAAAAUAAUCAAACACUUACUACAGUUAUUAUUUUCAAGGUUUCAGUACAUACAAUGGCAUUGCGCCUACAAAUAGUUUAGUUUCUCAUGCUUUUACAUUAUGUUUCAAGCAAAAUGUUAGAUUUUCAUACAUAGUAGUCAACACUAGGCUCUGAAAUGGAUGACAAAAAUCCCUGAGAAAACUUGAUGCAAAAAACCUAUUAGAGAGAAAAUACUAUUUUUUUCUUUCUUUGAAGCCUUAAAUCCCCUAAACAUCUUAAAAAACUUCCCGCAUAACCUCUAACAUACAGUUAAAGUCGUGAAAAGGUUUUCCAUAUGUUUCUCUUGUAACAAGUGAGAAACAAAGCACAUCAGGUGCUACAAAGAGAUGUGGGGGAGUAUUUUCAGAGGAGUUUGACACAAUCAAAGACUUAAGUAAUUCUCUCUGGUCUUUCAAAAAUAUCACCCUCACACUUCCAAUCUUGAUAUCUCACAAUUCAGGAUUUUACUUUAUGCUCAUGGUAACACUGAAAAUCUUUUCCUGUGAACACAAAACAUGUUAUUUACCCAAUUUAACAUUUUCUAGAUUUAUUGUUUCAGGCUAGUCUUAAAAAGUUUUUUUAAUUGAUUGAAUAAUGGAUAUAAUCUUCUCUCUUUUUGGUCGUUUUCAUCAAAGAUUUCAAUCUUCAUCAUUAUGAAACAGAAGAGAACGAGAAGGCACAGCUUUGGUAUAAUCAGGACAGAGACUGUUUUUGUUUCUAAUUUGUGUGAUCUGAUGGGAAUGACUUGUGAAUGCACAAUGACGACUGUAAGACAUUGAAACAUGCAAGAAAAUGAUACAUUUCUAGUUAGUGUGUUAACUUUAAAUGUGAUCACUAUCAUGUGACUUUCCUCUUUCUCAGUACAGACUAUUCUGAACAGGCCUUCAGAUUCAGAUACUAAUGAAGUGCAUUUCUGGCAAGAUGUUGCAUCAUAGUAGAUAUAGUAUAUCUUUUAAAGGUUGUUCUGCACUGAAACAGGGCUUUACUAAAUGUCCAAGAAUGCUAUAUUGUACAUAAUGUACGUAUGAGAUUAAAAGUCCUUCUUUAUCACAAUAACGCAACAUGCAUUAUGAUGAUUUCUGUGUUUGUCUCACAUUCCUUUUCUUCAGCAGACUUCUGGAUCCCACUGUACCUAAUAUUUCACAAUUUACUGAUUCUUAUAUCAGUCUCAAUGAUUUAUACAUUUCCGUCCUGGUUCUCUUUCCUCUUGUGCUCAGCAAUUAGCGAUCGAUAAUAACCUCAUCAUUCGCUCAAGUGGGCCUCCAAAAAAUAUGCAUAUUGUGAUAUGAUUUGGUUUGAAAACAACUGGCGUGUGACUCAGUUAUUCAGUAUGUUAAGAAGUGAAUCCAACUUCACAGCAUGAAGGUGUUAAAGACUGAAUGUUGGAGACAAAUAAAAUGAGGAUUUUGCUGUAAUGCACA